This is a messenger RNA of Amoebophrya sp. A25, 2914 nucleotides long. Lineage: Eukaryota; Dinophyceae; Syndiniales; Amoebophryaceae. The record is from the annotation of a GenBank genome assembly.
AAGAGCUUCUAGGAGUGAGAUGGAAGAUGGCACUCCUGUCGAACUGCGCGAACGCGUCGACGUACGUGUGAAGCGGUUUCUUGUCGACGUCGUCCGAGAAGAGUCUCGUCAUCGCGGGAGGUGGGCUCGACUCAAAGCGAGACUGUCGACUACUCGAAAAGAUUCGAAGGAUUUCGGUGUCGAUGGAGGACGUGAUACCAGUGUCGGAGGUUCCGUGCGUGACGGAACGAUCAAUAGUGUUGGAGGUCCAGGAGCACGUUCUGGACAAGAAAAACCUCCAGUACAAGAGGAUCUAAGUAGAACAGAAGCGUUAAUAUUGAGUAAAAAGAUCAAGGAGUUCAACUGUGAUCAGAAGGAGGACAUCAGCAUUCCUGUUAAUGCAGCACCUAUCUCCAGGUGCGAGAGUGCAGAUAGUGACCAGCCCGCAACCGUUCCUGAUGUUAUGAGUGAAGAGUAUGGUGUCCCCGAUGUUAUCAGUGACUUUGCAUAUUUUAGUAGAUUCGGGUGGUGCAGCUUCUUCUUCUUGUUCUUCUUUAUCGCUCUAAUGACAAAGAACAGACCUCCAAUGAAGAUGAGCAGGAGGAAGAUAAUUCCAGUUUGAUCCUAGCGCAUCCUGCCAGUUCAUCUGCUUCGUCAUCUUCGUCCGACGGUCGCACUCGUGGAGGUGGUACUAGUCGUAGUCUAGAACUAUCUCUUCUUAGACCUGCAACUAGCCGCAGAAGUAGGAAUUCGACACCGAGUCCAAUGGCAGCAGAGACUCCGACCCAGACGCUGCGACGACUACGCGAAGAACGUUCUAGCGAAAGUGGUUCCCUGAUUUUGUCUGGAAUAGAAGACAUUAAAGAAUCGAUCAGGGAAGGAGAUGAGCAGGACAACUACGGCAGAACAUCGGGAGAUGCUUUUGCGGAACUGUUGCAAAUUUCACAGAGGAAUGAUGCGAGGACGGGAGAAUUGUCGAAUAUGGCACAUAUUCUUAUCCUUUGAUAUUAUAGAGAAAAUGAUCCUUACUUUAGCGGAACUGCAUUCUUUAUCUUCUGAAGCAGAAGACAGACAUAAGAAGUACACACGCCCAUCCCGAUCAUUACUAGAAACUACUUAUAGGUAUUAGUAGUACUAGAAAGAUGCCUGUGUUCACUCCAACAUCAGUGGUCCUCUAAUCCCCAUAUCCCGACUUCUCCGAAGAACACUAUCCCUCUAAUCCCCAUAUCCCGACUUCUCCGCACUAUCCCUCUAAUCCCCAUAUCCCGACUUCUCCGAACUAUCCCUCUAAUCCCCAUAUCCCGACUUCUCCGAAGAAUGCAACGACUAUUUCUUCGGAUGAGGGGGAAAGUGCUGUGCCGUCUGAGGUCCCAGACGAGUGGUCCAGGCCUGCGAUGAAGGUUGGACGCUUGAGUGGUGUGAAUGAGACUUAUGGGUUAAUUGCUCUUCUACCUAGAAGGUACAAUUUGACUGACUUACCUCAAAUCCACUUGACCACGUGGAAUUUGACUGACUUACCUCAAAUCCACUUGACCACGUGGAAUUUGACUGACUUACCUCAAAUCCACUUGACCACGUGGAAUUUGACUGACUUACCUCAAAUCCACUUGACCACGUGGAAUUUGACUGACUUACCUCAAAUCCACUUGACCACGUGGAAGACGAGGGCACAUGACAUGACAUAGAUAUUCGGCAAUCUGCCUAAAAUGGGUUAUCAUUAAUGUUGAUAAGUGAGAGUAUAAAAAUUGCACGACGUGGGUUAAUAGUGAUGAUGUGAAUCUAUUCGGCAAAGCUUCAAUGUCUAGUGAAGAAUAUGGAGGAAGCUCUAAGGCGAACCCAGUCGUUCGAGAACACGAAGCCCAAGUUCGCCGAAAAUUUUUCUCUAUUCACCCGAACACGGAGCAGACGGAGAAAAUAUGAACAACGACAAGCAGUUCUUUCCUCACGAGGAAAACGACAGUCCUCACAUGAAGGACAGGAGCCUCCACAGGCCUUCGUAUAUCAAGAAUGCUACGUCUGCAUUCGAAAGAGAACAAGAUGAUAGGGAAAGAGACACCACCUUUCUAGGAGCCGAAGAUCAAAGCCAUCUACCUUUAUGUCUCAAUACAAUUUACUUCAUCUUUUACAACAAGUGCUGUAGAAGUAAGUUCUGAGUUUUAGGCUCAGAAAGAUUUUGUUCGUUUGAGAAGAUAUUGAGGCCUUUGGUCUUCCACGGUCCACCUCACUUUUUAUUUUACAAGCGCGCUCUUCCCGUUUCCCCCCGUCUUAGGAUCGAUUGAGAGAUAUUCAGUAUUCAAUACAUGCUCGGAUAGGAACAAGUGGAUUGCUUAGGAACAAGUGGAUUGCUUAGGAACAAGUGGAUUGCUUAGGAACAAGUGGAUUGCUUUGAGCUUUAAUACCUGGCUUCAACGUAGCGCGCGAGAUUGCAGACGUCUUCGUAGAGGCUUUUCAGAGUAGGGAGUUGCGCAGAAAACUGACUCGUGGCAUGGUCCACGCUAUCGUCCAAGGUCUGAGGGAGGGUGUAAAAGAAUCCGGGAAAAGCGAUCGUAGUGAUAAAAUGAUUUUCCGCGAAUACCUGUUCAAGCUUCUAGGUGACGAAGACUUCGCGGCGGCUGCUUUGCAGGGAAGCUUGCCUGAAGUGAAGACGUUUUUGAAAGAGCUGUUUGAAGAUGUUGAGAUCUCCACUAUGGGCAAGCAGCUACUGCGGCAGACGUUGCGAGAUAAAGAAAUUCAUCAUGCUUUGAUGCGUGGAGGGUGGGAAGCUAUGAAGUCAAGGUUGAAGAGGUGACCACCGGGACAUUAGAUGUUCAGGAAUUAGAUGUGAUUAUACAGUCUAAAUAGAUUUUUGAUAAUUUUGUAUCUGUAGAGUCGAAAAAGUAGAUUGCGUGUGAUGAAAGAACUUGUACAGACAAGAACAACAAAAUCAAGGAAGUCC